Molecule: messenger RNA, 2295 nt
Organism: Selaginella moellendorffii
Lineage: Eukaryota; Viridiplantae; Streptophyta; Lycopodiopsida; Selaginellales; Selaginellaceae
Product: pentatricopeptide repeat-containing protein At3g09040, mitochondrial-like
Exons: 1
Coding region: 1-2295 (764 amino acids)
Biological process (GO): RNA modification
Molecular function (GO): RNA binding; protein binding
Source: RefSeq, a predicted model, not a curated record
AUGCGAUGGCGCUGCUCGAGCUUGGAGCAAUCCGGCAUAAUCUCGGCACUCAAGGUAUGCGUGAGCUAUGGGGAUAUAUGGCGCGGCAGGGAAAUCCAUUGGGAAGUGAUCACCAAUGCGCGGCAUUUGCUCGAUAUCAGGGUCGCCAACACGCUCAUCAGCAUGUACGCCAGAUGCGGCAGCGUCGCGGACGCUCGCGCGGUGUUCGAGCGAUUGCCGUGCCAUCACGUCGUUUCUUGGACGAAUUUGAUCCUGGGAUACGCGGGAAACGGGGAAGAAGCUCUGGCGCUGGAAAUCUUUCGCAGCAUGGAGAAGAGAGGGGUUCAUCCGGAGGCUAGAACUUUUGUGGCUGCGUUGGCAGCUUGUUCUGGUCUUGCUGUGAAGGAGGAAGGGAUUUUAGUCGGGGAAAAGCUUGUGAAGCUCGCGAGCUUGGAGCAGGGAAUGGAUCUACACUCAGUGGCUUGCAAAAGGAUGUUUGACGAGGACAUCUUCGUGAGGAACACACUGAUCGGGAUGUAUGCCAAGUGUGGAAGCUUGGUCGACGCGAAGAUGGUUUUCAGUCGCAUGGAAGCACACAGCGCUGUUUCCUGGAACGCUUUGAUACUUGGCUACCUCGACAAUGGCGAAGCUGGGCUUGCGCUUGAGCUCUUUGCUCAGAUGAAAGAAGAAGGGUGUGUUCCAGACGCGAGAACUUUUGCUGCGGUUCUCAUGGCCUGUUCAUCGUUGGGCUCUGAGAAGAACUUGGAAGAGGUGAUGAGCAUCCACUCGCUAGCAGCUUCGACGGCCGGAGGAAUAGAUAUGUACGUGGACAAUGCGCUGGUUGGAGCCUAUGCCAAGUGUGGGAGCAUGGGAAAUGCUCGCGAGGUCUUCCAGAGAAUGCCGUGCCACAACGUUGUUUCAUGGACAACUAUGAUCCAGGCGGAGGCCGAGAGUGGCAGCUCCGAGGCGGCUCUGCGAACUUUCGAAGCCAUGAAGAUCGAAGGCUAUGCUCCAAAUGCCCGGACUUUCCUGGCGGUGUUGAUGGCCUGUGCCAAACUCGUAGCGACGGAAGAAGUGAUCGUGAUCGACGAGAAGCCUCUCAAGAACAAGUGCUUGGAGAAGACAAAGGACGUUCACUUUUACGCCAUGGAGUCACGCUGUGUGGACAUCUUCGUGGCAAACUCGCUAGUCGACGUCUACGCGAGUUGUGGAAGCAUGGGAGACGCUCGAGCGGUGUUCGAGCGAAUGCCUUGCCACAGCGUGGUCUCGUGGAACAUCCUGAUACAAGGCUACGCCGAAGCACACGGCUGCGAGGGCGAGGCUCUACUCCUCUUCGAAAGGGUGCCAAGUCCAGACUCGAGAACUUUUGUGGCGGUGCUCACGGCCUGUGCUGCUCAAGCCGAGAAAGAAGUUCCGGAGAUAGAAGGCGAGGUGAUUAAGCCGAGAAGCUUGAAGAAUGGACAAGAGAUCCAUUCCCGAGCUGCGAAGCUAAGCAUGGACACAGAACUCCACGUCGAGAACAGCUUGGUCGACAUGUACUCGAGGUGUGGCAGCAUGUCCGACGCUUGGAAAGUGUUCGAGCUCAUGAGCCAUCGCAACGUUACGUCGUGGACGGCAUUGAUCCAGGGCUACGUCCAAGCCAACCAAGCUCGUCUCGCUCUCGAGCUCUUCCAGGAGAUGACGAUUACGUGCCAGCCGAACUCUCGGACUUUCCUCGCGGCUCUGGCGGCGUGCGGAGAGCUCGCUUGGCUGCCGAGUGCUCGCUUCAUCCACGCCGAGAUUUGCAAGCGCGGGCUACUCGACACGGACGCUCCACACUUUGUGGAGGCGAGCUUGGUGGACGCCUACGGCAAGUGUGGCAGCAUGGUGGACGCGGAGAUGGUGUUCGAUGCGAUGCAAACGCCGACGACUGUUUCGUGGGGGGCUCUCAUGGCUGGCUUCAGUCGCUCCUGCGAUCACGGCAAGCUCCGGGUCUUCGGCCUGCUCGAGAGGAUGGAACGCGAGGGUGGUGCUCCGAAUGAAGUGAUCUUCCUGGCGGUGCUCACGGCUUGUAGCCACUUGGGACUGAUCGAUCGAGGGAGGCAGUGCUUCGAGGCGAUGGUGGCAGAGCAUGGGAUCCAGGCGGGGAUCAAGCACUACCAGUGCGUGGUGGACAUGCUCGGGAGGAGCAACCGAGUGGAGGAGGCCGUGGAGCUGCUGGAGCGAAUGCCGGUUCCUCCGGAUGGGAUCACUGGGAAGACAAUGCUGGCAGCCGUGUCAAAGUGGCUGGAUCAGUCCCAGGAGGAGGAAAUCUACGCGAAUGCAAACAUGAACUAG